UCCGCGCACGCCGAGUCAACGGAAGCAACCACGUUGGCUUUGUUCUGUGGCUGCGAGCGUGUGGCGGACAAAAACCGAAGGCUUGAUUGGUGUCUUUGAACGCUGAAAAGCUUGAGGCAUGGGCUUCAAGGUGUUAGAGGUUCUCCGACCGUUCAUUUCCCUUCUUCCCGAAGUGUCGAAACCGGAGAGGAAGAUCCAAUUCCGGGAGAAGCUGUUAUGGACUGCCAUUACUCUGUUCAUCUUCCUGGUUUGUUGCCAGAUACCACUGUUUGGGAUCAUGUCUUCCGACAGUGCUGACCCGUUUUACUGGCUGCGAGUCAUCAUGGCCUCCAACCGAGGAACCCUCAUGGAGCUGGGCAUCUCUCCCAUUGUUACCUCCUCGCUCAUCAUGCAGCUGCUAGCCGGAGCCAAGAUCCUAGAGGUUGGGGACACUCCAAAGGACAGAGCACUCUUCAAUGGAGCUCAGAAGUUGUUUGGUAUGGUGAUCACCGUUGGCCAGUCAAUAGUCUAUGUCAUGACGGGAAUGUAUGGAGCUCCCUCUGAACUGGGGGCUGGCGUCUGUCUCCUCAUCAUCCUCCAGCUACUGUGUGCUGGUCUAGUUGUUCUGCUGUUGGAUGAGCUACUCCAGAAAGGGUAUGGUCUUGGCUCCGGCAUUUCUCUCUUCAUUGCCACCAACAUCUGUGAGACUAUUGUGUGGAAGUCAUUCAGCCCUGCCACUAUCAAUACUGGUAGGUCUUCUCUCUGGCUCUCACCAGUUGAGAAAUGCUGUGGCUGCCAACAGGUCGAGGAACAGAGUUUGAGGGGGCAGUCAUUGCCCUCUUCCAUUUGCUGGCCACUCGAUCCGAUAAGAUCCGCGCUCUUCGUGAAGCCUUUUACCGUCAUAACCUGCCGAACCUCCUCAACCUUUCAGCCACUGUCCUGGUGUUUGCUGUUGUCAUAUACUUCCAGGGUUUUCGAGUGGACCUCCCCAUCAAGAGUGCCCGGUAUCGUGGCCAGUACAGCUCCUAUCCCAUCAAGCUGUUCUACACGUCUAAUAUUCCCAUCAUCCUACAGAGUGCUCUGGUCUCAAACCUCUACUUCAUCUCACAGAUGCUCUACUCCCGUUUUGGAGGCAAUCUGCUGGUGGACUUGCUCGGGGUGUGGACCACAGCCGGAGGAGGAGGUCCUGCCCGGUCCUUUCCUUCGGGCGGUCUCUGCUACUACCUGAGUCCUCCCGAGAGUCUGGGCAGUGUCAUUGACGACCCUAUCCAUGCCAUCAUGUACAUCUCCUUCAUGCUCGGCUCCUGUGCCUUCUUUUCUAAGACUUGGAUUGAUGUGUCUGGAAGCUCAGCUAAGGAUGUUGCCAAGCAGCUGAAGGACCAGCAAAUGGUGAUGCGUGGUCAUCGGGAGCAGUCCAUGGUGCAUGAGCUCAAUCGAUACAUUCCGACAGCUGCUGCUUUUGGUGGUCUGUGUAUCGGGGCUCUGUCAGUGCUGGCUGAUUUCAUGGGAGCUAUUGGAUCUGGGACCGGCAUCUUGCUAGCUGUAACGAUCAUCUACCAGUAUUUUGAGGUGUUUAUGAAGGAACAGCAGGAACUGGGAGGACUUUUCUGACAUUGCUAGCGUAUCUUCUUUGAUGAUUGGAAUCAUUGUUUCUGUGGAUGAAUCAUUGUUUCAACUAGCGCAUGCACUCAAUAAUACCUAUAUAUGGGGUGGAGCUGAUAAUAGAAAUAAUCGAAGAGUUGAUAGGGUUGGGGGUGUCAGUGUGCUCAAAUCUGUUCAUUAACCAUGCUUCAUUUAUCCCCUCCCUAUCUUGUCUCCCUUAUUUUAUACCAUCCCUAUAUGCCUCUUUUUCAAAUUCGCAGGAUAUUUAACACUUUGCGCGCCGCAUAGUAUUAGGGAAUGCAAAUUACACAAUGAUAGUGAGCAAAAAAGGACAAAAAACAAGCAAAAAAAACAAAAAAA
Geodia barretti is the source of this 1941-nucleotide messenger RNA. The record is from the annotation of a GenBank genome assembly. NCBI's taxonomy places the organism in Eukaryota, Metazoa, Porifera, Demospongiae, Tetractinellida, Geodiidae.